This is a messenger RNA of Paramuricea clavata, 6582 nucleotides long. The record is from the annotation of a GenBank genome assembly. NCBI's taxonomy places the organism in Eukaryota, Metazoa, Cnidaria, Anthozoa, Malacalcyonacea, Plexauridae.
UAUUUUCAAGGUGUUAUUUUAACCCCCAAAUCAGGGGUUACAAAAAAAAGUCUAAAAUAAUCCGUUUUUUGUGGUUAAAAUACCAUAAUUCUGGGUUAAAAUUUAACCUCAUUUCGGGGGUUAAAAAUCUUGCCCGCCCACCACUGCACCCUCCUACCUUAAAUCCGGCUUAGCGGCCUGGGGCUGACAACUUUGGCUUGCGAAAUUACUUUUCAAACUGGUUUCGCAUCGUUUGGCCGUGUUUUGCAGCAUCCAGGAAUUGGACCUCCGAUCGUCGGGAGUGACUCAGGCUGCGCACACACUGUGACCACAGAGUAGAUACAUAUACAGAGUUAUAACUAGUGUAGCCACUUUUUGUGCGCAUACUCAGCAAGUUACUAGUUGCAUGCAUCUCAUUGGAUGGCGAUCAUAGAUAUCUUAUAUCUACACUAGAUAGCGCAUCUCUUUUAGUAAAAUUGAAGCCAAGAAUAUUCCAGCGGUUACCCCCAAUUGAAUAGAUGGCGGCCAUGCUGGAGUUUCCCACUCGCUAAUAAACGCUUAAAAAAACAACAAUAACUUUCAUUAUUUGAAUAGUUUGAAAAUGUAUGUGGAAUAGGUUUAACUUAAUGUUUAAGUUCCCUGUUUAAGAAUUAGAAAACAUACGAGUCUUCUCAUUUCAUGGGAAUAUCUGCAAUCACGGCUUCAAUCUUUGAAUUGCAGAAUAAUUAGGUGCACUAUCUAGUGUAUAUAAGAUAUCUAUGAUGGAGACUCGCUUUAACUGCUCGCGGAACUUGCCGAGCACGCGCAGUUGAUCAUUUUUUGUCCGGUCUCCUGAAAAAAAGUGGGUACAUGAAAACGUAAGUUUCCGCAGUGUUUACAAUGGUCAGUUCCAGCAUAGGCAGCCCAAAAUGCGUGUUAAACGAUAUUAUGACUGCCUCGUACCCAGGCGCUUUAAUAAUUAUAAUACAUGAAGUAUUCUGGAAGGCGACGCGCGAAGAGGCUGUUGGGAAGGCAUUACAAUACUUCAUGUAAACUCGCCAUAUGCGCAUCACUGUUUUUUUUACAAAGAGACGCCUGGGUACGAGGCAGAUAUUAUGACAUAAUAAUAAUAAAUCGAUGCAUUCCACGAGCGCCACGCGCGAGGGUAAAAUUUAACACGCAUUUUUGGGCUUAUAUGGUUCCAGCUCUGUAUAUGUAUCUACCUUGCCACAGAGAAGAGAUAUACAGAGAGGAAACUCGCGGCAAAUUAUGUCACGCCAAUAUAUUCAGUCUAUUAACUAUAUAAAAUUAUAUUAAUUCUCUAUUUUAUUACAUUUUGACAAUGCAGAGGAAUAAAACUAUACAUAUUAUAGAAGUAUUCAUGUUUAUUUUUUAAGCAAGAGUUAUAUUUUGAGGAAUUUAUAUCAUUCGCUGCUUUGUUUUUUAUACAUGAGCAUCUAAAAUUCCCAGCCAGUGCAUUUCACGAUUUUAAUAAGGAGUAGAUAGGGAAAAAAAACUUUUGCAAAAUAAAAUGUUAUAUUAACACUUUUAAUAAAAGGAAAUCAAUAAAAAUAAUUUAUUGAACAACAUUUCCAUGGGUAUCUCAUUUUUUUUUAAAAAAAGCGAUUUUCACCUUUCGAACGGCGUUUUCCCUAUCUUUUGCUAUGAAAUUUCUGCGAAAAUUUUGGGGAAUUUUGCGUGGCGCGCGUGAUACAAAAAUUGAGGUUAUUAUCGAGUAUCAGUCUCCUUUCUGUAUAUCUCUCCUCUGUGACCUUGCUUACCUUGAAUUCUAUUGAGAAUAAAAUUUUAUAUUGCAUUUAUGUUGCGGAAACAGACCAUGUGAGGAUUGUUUUUUGUGAAAUUUGUUGACUAAAACUUAACAAAAAAAGACUAUACGGACUGCUAAACUUUUGGCGUUUGUCCAUAUCUGUUCUUGGCCGUUCUUGUUGCUUAAAGCUUUUCUGAAAACGUCGAGAUUCGGUAAGUUUCUUUAAAUAUUUUACAGUUUUUACAAGGCAAAAGGCAUGUUUUGAACAAAAACUAUAACAUUGAAUAACAUUGUCACCUGGUUGUUGAACGUUUAGCUCGUACGAUUUAGGUUUGAUGAGACUAAAAAAAGCAAUCCGCGUUGAAACACAACCAAUCGUAUAUAAAUAAUAUUGUUUGUGGAAACACCACGUAUUAAAAUUUAUUACUGCAAAGCUUUCGAUCCGUAAAGUAAGUGCUAAUAAUAUAGCACUGAUGAAGAUCCGGGCUUACGGAUCGAAAGCUUUGCAGUAAUAAAUUUACGUGGUGUUUCCACAAACAAUAAUAUUAUAUGUUUUAUCGCCAUGCAAACCUACAAAAAACUUACAACCAAACUUGUUAAUAUUUGUAUAUUUUGAGCUUUAUACUGCCCUCGUUACUGCCUGUUGUCAGAAUAAACCGAAAAACUCCUUUCAUAUUCAUUGUCUAUUUAUCUUACUAUUAUCGAAGACAACAAUAUAUUAACGAAUUUGUGUUCGUAUGUUUUGAAAAAGUGCCUGAAUUCCUUUGCUUUUUGAAAACAGAAAUCCAACAGAAAGUAUCAUAUUUUGUAAUAUUAAAUUUCGCUGUCUAGUACACGGGUAUACACAAGCAAAUUAAAAGGGAAUGAGAAGUUUCGAACAGAUAUACUUUGUCGAUGUUUAAUUCUAUUUUGGAUUAACAAUGAGACUAAUCAUUCCAGCCGUUCCCUCUAAGGGGGCUCUCAAGAGGGAAUGGCUGGAACCGAGCCUAACAGCAAAGCCGCUUUGAAACAAAAACAUUUGUUGUAUAUUAUAGCAUACUUAUACGGUCAAAAUAUGCCAAAAAAUUCCUUGCCCAUAUCCAUGCUUAUUUUUCUUAAUAUUAUGGAUCUCAAAGACCAAAAUAUUAGCGAAUUUUUGAUCCUAUACGAUUUGAAAUAGUGCACCUUAAUUAAAUUCCCUUUGUUUUUUAACACCCCUCUGACACCAAGGGGUAUUAAAAUAACACUCCUUGGAAAUAACAGUGUAGGUAUUUAAUUUCGCGUGUGUAAAUUUCGACUAUAACGUUUUCCGUUUAAUGGCCUGACACUGUCAGACCCGAAUUUUUGUCUCUGUAUCAAUGGAAAGAACUAGCGAAAAUGGACCUCGUUCUAAUUUUAUAUAAAUUUUCCGGUCAGAUACCGUAUUUACUCGUUUGAGCGCCGCCUCCGAUUGAGCGCCGCCCCCGAAAGAGCGCCGCAUUUGAGAUCAUAUUUUUUUAAAGAGCGCCACCCCCGAAUGAGCGCCGCACUAAACAGUGUAAUAAUUUUCCACCGUCAAAUGGGGACAUUUAGUGACAAAGACAUUCAAAACUUGUUUAUUUUAUUGUCAAAAGUUCUUGAUAUAAUUCACAAAUAAAAGAUGUUUUUAAAGAGCGCCGCCCCCGAUUGAGCGCCGCCCCCGAAUGAGCACCGCAUCUGAAGCUCUGAAAAUUUAAAGAGCGCCGCGGCGCUCAAACGAGUAAAUACGGUAGGUCCAAAGCUCAAACGUUUUGUGUUCCAUUCAACAAAUUGACCGUUCUGACCGUGUUUAAAUGGAAAGCGCCCUAAGGUAUUUAAUUUCGCGCGUGUGUAAAUUUCGCGAGGUCUUUUAUUCGCUUGACGCGAUUCGACAACGCGACGCGAUUUUUUAGUUUUUGAAAGUUAAUAAAACAGCCAAUGAGAACAAAUUUUGAAAGAUAUGUAGACCAAAUAACUCAAAAUGUUAUACCGCUUCUAAAUAUUUGGAAAAUUUAAACUCGAAUCAAAGUUAUCGGUCAGUGAAAAUCGAAAAAUCGCGUCGCGUUGUCGAAUCGCGUCCAGUGUGUCUGGACCUUUAGUAGAUAUGAAGUAACUAUAAAUAACUAAUAUUUUACAAGAAAAACAUUCUAUCAGACGCUAUCAGUUUUGACUCUUCGAUUCCAAGAAGCUCAACGUUACCAAUUUCAGAACCAUCCUCAGAGAUAUGAAAAACCAGUUUCGUAUUAUUCUCAAUUUCAUAUUUUCAGUUUCAUAUUAUUAUAGUUUCAGAAUGUUAUCAAGUUGACUAAUAUACGCGUAAAUAAUUUAUUGUUUAUUGCAGAAGCCAUACUGAGAUGUUCUUAUGCCGCCGUAUUAUAUUAUGUUAUACGUAAUUUAUACACAAGAACCUUUGGAAUCAGGAUAAUCGAUGAUAUAUAUGCAAAUUAGUAACUUAAGUGUAGAAUACUCUUGUCGGUGACAAGCACCCGGCGUAGUCAGAACUGUUUAUUCAACGUGAACAAGGACCAUGACAUCUCGAAGAAAGCUUAUCCCUAUUUUCAUCGCUCUUUCAUAUGGAAUGUUAACUGUUGUCUAUGUAAGCGAUGAAAAUAAUCUACAAAGUGAUAUCCAGCCAUAUAAAGGAUUUCCCUCAUUGUGGAAAAAAGACAUUCAGAUACACGAUAUGGUUGACACACAACAGAAUGCGCUUCAUCUUCAGAAUGAAUAUUAUGGAACAGGUUGUCAAGAGAACCCUUACAGAGAAGGUCUUCAAAUUUUACUUCAAACUUGGAACCUCAUAGCUGAACGUAGAAAUAUUAGCAAGUUUUUUAUCUGUUUUGGUUCCAUGUUAGGUUCUCUACGCAACGGCGAUAUUAUACCUUUAGAUACCGACGCAGAUAUUUGUAUGUUACGAAAUGAUUACCAUAAAUUAUACGCUGAAGAAUCAAAGAAACCUCUGGACUUGAAUGAUGGAAAGAUUCACUUGCUUCUUCAAAAACAUUCUCCACACCCUCAACCUCAUACGCCUCGACAGGACUGUUAUGGUAAAAUUGUCAGAACGACUACCGAUGAUUGUUCAAUACUUGACCCGCACGCUCGACUAUACAUUCACACUAAAAUAUACCUGGAUAUUUUCAUGAUUGAAACCCAUGGAGAUGUUUUAUGGGAUGAAUACAGAAACGUAUUUCACAAACGAGAAGUUUUGUUUCCAUUAAAGUCAUGUUCGUAUCUUGGAAUAACUUCAAAAUGUCCCAGAGAUCAUUCGACGUAUUUAACAUCAUAUUAUGGCAAGAACUUUAUGGCGCCUCUCACCCUUUGCAAAAACGGACGCUGGGUUCCCAAUGUGGAGCCUAAUGGUACUGCUAGAAUUUUUCUUCUUGCUCUUAUCACGUGUCUAGCACUAUUAUUCCAUAAAUGCAAGUCACAAUUGUAUAUACGCUUAUUACAUGCAGUAAAACUGUAGAUAUACGCUUCAAAAACGCACUAAUAAUUCAGCAUGAGGAAAACGCAAAGAAAAAUCAUAAGCGUGUCGUAUCUUUAUAUGUGAUAGAGAUUUCCCUUGAUUUACAUAAACUUUAACUUUGAUUUUCUCGACCUACACAACGUAUUUUUUUCAAAUUACUUGACAAUGAACUUACUAGAUCGAUCGUUUUUGAAGCAAUUUAAAACAUUCGCAGUGCGUGUUUUAUCAGACCUAAAGAUACUCGGCUUUGCUUCGUAUCCUUAGGGCUUAGAUCUGUUUAACACUGUUUAACACGUAUCUUUAACACUACUGCUCAUGUUUUAAAUAGUACAUGUGAAACUCUACACUAAUAAUUCAUGAAGAAAACACAAAAGAAAUUAUCAGCAUGAAGGAGUGUGUAUAUAUCUGAUACAAAAUCAUGCUGAUUUACAUACACUUUAAGUUCAAUUUUCUCACCAAAUAUCAUUUAUUUAUUUUAAAUUGUUGAAGAAUAUGAGUGUUCGCAUCCGUGUUGUAUCAGACAUACAAAUUCGCGUCCGUGUUGUAUCAGACAUACAAAUUCACGUCCGUGUUGUAUUAGACAUACAACCUCUCGCCCAACCGUUCCUGCAGUUGUCUUCAUUAAAGAUGUUUUGCAUGUACAUUUACAUAAAAAAGAUAAACACCUCAUCCUUAAUUAUUUUUUAAAAAUUUUCUUAUGAUUUUUGUAAUUUCUCAGAAAGCAUGCAUGGUAUUGCUAUGAAAAUUUCAUUGGCAUUACGUUAUUGUUGCUAUUUAUAUCAAUGUCAUUCAGACAUCAGAGUGUACCUAAUGUCAAAAGACACGAAUGUCAUUCAUUUAAUAACAAGUCUCGAUAUUUUACAAGAAAGAUCUUGUUCACCUGUUUCUCCAGUUAAAACGAUCUCUUUUUCGCCUUCAUUUAUUGUUCUAUUGAUUCCGCUUUUCUCUGCUUCAACAGCAAAAACUGUAUUAUUAUCGUCUUCAUCGCCACCUAUAAUUUCCACUAAGUCUUUCCCGCCAAAUUGUUGUUUGGGAAACAAUGAAGGCAGUACUUCCACUUCAUGAAAUUUUUCAUUUUCUGAAUCAGUUUCGUUUUUCCUUACACUUAAAUUGGCUUGCUUCGUAUUUAAAACACGUAAUGUCUGAUACACCGUACCUUUUUCACCAUGUUCCAACUCACCUUCACAUAAACUUGCCUUUUCAGAACAUUUUAUAGCAUUUUGCUGAAUCAUUUCUUCUUCAACUUCAGUGGAAUCACCAUCUGUGCUAUCGUUACUUUCCGUUUCUUCAUCGUCGUCUUCCGUUGAAUAUUCGGACGAACUCGAUUCGGAAUCUGCGGUAUGGUCUUUCUCUUCAUUAUAUACAAGAAUAGCGGCUGUUUCCAGUUCCUUUAGGUCCCAACCAAUUGAUUCUUUUC